Messenger RNA from Gallus gallus (chicken), 13434 nucleotides. It is a transcript of the gene RRAS, whose product is annotated as related RAS viral (r-ras) oncogene homolog. The record is from RefSeq and is a predicted model, not a curated record. Gene Ontology annotation, cellular component: plasma membrane. Gene Ontology annotation, biological process: signal transduction. The coding region runs from base 11536 to 12054 and encodes 172 amino acids. Gene Ontology annotation, molecular function: GTPase activity; GTP binding; GDP binding. NCBI's taxonomy places the organism in Eukaryota, Metazoa, Chordata, Aves, Galliformes, Phasianidae. The transcript is spliced from 6 exons.
ACCUACAGGAGGGUUGGGGUGGAGUGCAGCACAAGGGCUUCUCCUGUCUGGGUGAAGGAAGGUCACACAUCCAUGUGUUUAUCUAGCGACUAAUGGAGCGCUGCGCAACGCUGCCUGGCAGGGAGGUGAGCUCACAGCUUCUGAUCUGCCGCAGGUGGAGGAAAAGCCGUGGGGCUGUGCUGAGCUGGGUGGUGCUGGGAAGGCUGUACCACGCUUCUCUUGUUACAUGGGGAAGUGCUGUAAGCUCUGGUUACGGGCCGAGAUCCCGGAUGAGGGCAGGUUGCUGGUAGACUUUGUGUAACUUACAGUGUGCUGACGUGUGGCACAGCUGCCCCAGGAGUGGGCUGGGUGAUGUGCGUGGAGUAGGGAAGGUGGCAGGGACACGGAGCCUUACCUUGGUGCUGGGGGGAGCCAAAACUUGAGAAGGAACUCCCCAAGUUCUCUGCAACUCCUGAAACACUCAGAGUUAAAAAUAACCAGGGAAUGUUUCUAGCGGGGAUCAGUUACGUUGCCUGCACGCAGCUCUGGUGUGAGCGUAGCCAGACCCGCAGCAUCUUGUUGGCUCCAUCAGGGCAGUGGGUUGUCAUCUGUGGGGGUGGGUGCUGGAGGGUUCUCCCACCCGGGUGGGAAGGGAGUAAUAUGCAGCAGGACCCCUCUCAGCAUGGCAGAGAAGAAGCAUUAGCUGCUGACACCAGUGUGCAUUAAUCAUUAACUUGGUAUUCGCUCUGACGCGUCCGAGUGCUGUAGUUGAAGAGAAAAAGGUCUUCAUGCAGAAGGUCUAUGCAAAGCUUUAUUUCUCAGCAGCUAAACAUUAGGUGUACGUGUUUGUGACUGUAAUGUCUGUCACCUUCCUCAAGUCAAGCCAUAAAGCCUUCCCUGAAACUUCUGAGGGAAUUAUCCAGUGCUGGUCUGAGCGUUUUCUGGCAAAACACACUUCCUCAGAUCAUACUACAGAACAUCUUCAGGAUUCCUAACUUAGGCAGGUAGAAAUCUGUCAGCCUACAAGCAAAUCUUGAAUGUUUUUGCUUUUUAUGUGGCAAGUGGGCCAUGAAAGUGGUAGGAUGCCGGUGAUAAGUCAGUGUGAAGGAUCUGGUGUCUUCGGAUGGAAAAGCGAUCUGUUAAACAUCUUCUGCCAUUAGACUCCCUCUGUGUAAGGGAAGCAAAUGGGAUUAUGACAGCAUGUACUGCAUGCAGCGGGGUGUUUCUAAAUUGUGUGUUCCUGGUAGUAUUUCAGUGUCUGUCUUUCCUUCUAAGAAGGCUCUUUGUAAUCAUGCAAAAAAGAAAAAAAUAGUUGCUGAUAAUGGACUUGCAUCUGUGCUGUGCUGGAGGAGGCUGUACUGUUAGAAAUGUGCGUAAGGUAGCUCCCACCAGUAUGUCUGCAUUAGCAAAAUAAGCAGUGACGGUGUAUUUGAAGGGAUUUGGGCUUUGUGUGAUACAACAAAGCAAUAAUCAGGCUGUUUUUCAAUACUUGUCUUGCAUUUUCAGUUGCUGCUUGGGAUUGUUUCUGGCUGUUGGUCUUCGAAGUUCCCUGGAAAUGCACUCUCUUUGCAUGUUGUUCUGCUGCCUGCCCACUGGGCCCUGGGCAAAGUUAUCAUGACCACAUACCCUGAUGGAGAUUUCCGAAGCACAAACACAUAUGCUGUGCCAUUUAGAUUUCCCAUACGCUACCUUUCCUUCACCUGAUGUCCCUUUGUGAGCUGGAUUCUCGCCUUGCUGGGAGCUCUCAGCUUGGGUAUUUUGGGGGUGGGAGAGCAUCCUUGUGCCUAGCAGAGAAGCCUGUAGGCUGUGUGCUGAAAUGAAUGAUUCCCAGACCCUCAAGUUGUUGAAAGGUGAGCCUGUAUGAAGCCAAAGUAAUCCUUAGCGUGUAAGCAGUGUAAGAGCACUAAAAUGAGAAGCUCCAAAGAGUGGAAAUGCAUCUUAUUUCUGUCUCCUUAGAGACAGGUGGUGGUUGUCUGCUUCUGCCAGGGGGAUGUUGCCCACUAUCUGUGUCGGUGGGAUUAUAUGGGGAAAGAGCCUUCAACCUUAGCAGUCGCCUCCUUUGCACUGACAUUAUCUGCCUUUCUCUAAGUAGGUUGCAUUCCUCACAUUUUUAACAGUGGCUUCCCCUCCUCCAUAGCUGCUUUGCCUUGUGUCGUGGGGCACUGUGAAUUUUUAGGCUUGUGCUCCAGGAACCUUCUCUGGGAAAGGAAACUGAUGAUGAAAUCAUUUGCUUGGAGCAGAAUUUGCAGAUCAUCUACUGUGUGCAGGGUGAGUUCAGUGUAGUGGUGACUUAGGAUCCUAAGAUCCAGCUGAGUUUGUACAGAUGUGGGGAUUUUGCUCAUGGUUUAAGGGUUUUUGUAGCCUGACACAAAAUUGCACUUGGGUUUUCCUGCUUGUUGUUGUUUUCAGUUUAAGUUUCUUUAUAUGCGUGCACAGAAAAGAAGUGUAGAAAACGUAGGGUUUAAAUCAAAAUGUUUUCUAAUGCUGGAAGAAGGCCUCUAAUUGAUGGUAUCUGUUCUGUUUGUGUGAGUAACUUAACGUUGGUUUUGCCACUAGCUGAUGACUGCAGAUCUCUGUGCAGUAAUGUUAUGCUGAGAGGUAAGGUUCUACCCGAACUGGCUGAGGCAGAGUUAACCAACAAGAUAAGGUGACCCGAAGCCUUUCUUGUCGUGCUGAUGGACUGGCUGUCCUGAGACUUCAUCGGUGGUUACUGGAAGUCUGAAUAGUCCAUUAUUCUAAGCGUGAUGAAGUUGAAGAACCUGUUUUUAAUCUAUAAAAACGAGAGAAGCUAAUGUGCUUUCCUGUGGUUUGGGUGCAGAGGGCUGGCUGCUUGUGCAUUCCACGCUGUUUUCUCUUCACCGAAUGCCUUUACCACAAGAUCACUACUCGGUAGAAUAUGGGAGCGGAAAUAGCAGUAGGGUAUGGUUUUUCUUUUUUCUUCUAAAAACCAAAGAGAACCAACAAAAACAACUGAUCAACCCUCCUGCAUUCUAAAACCCUCUCUAAGUAAAGAAAUGAGAGGUCUUUGCACGCUGCUCACACGUUUAAGAUGGCCUUUGCUGUGUUCCUGCCUCUGUGCAUUUAAUCAGAGCAUUUGUGUGAGUUCUUGUUUGCUUGAGAUGAAAUAGUGGCACUUCUGACUUCUUUAAGGCCAUAUUUGAAUGUGCAUGCAGUCUGUGAUCAGGAGGAGAACUGCGUGGUUUUAAUUGAAUUUGGGAUUUUCGGUGUAGGUGAUUUUUGUAAUGAGAAGUCUGUUUUUUUUUGACGAUGGGUAACUUUUUCUUCAGCGUGAGGUGUUCUGAGCCCUUUCUGAGAAGGUGCUUAGUAAAGGUACUUCUCCAAGCACUGCUGAACUGGUACAGUACUGGGGGGCUGCAGCAGGCAGCAAACAUGAGCAGUGUGGUACGAGUGCCUCCCUUCUGCACAUAGUACGAAUGGAGCUGGAGUAAUUUAGCUCAGUUUCUGUGAAUACAAACUUGCUCCAGAUGGAAUAACUGAACUUGCAAAUGGUUUUGACUACAGAAUAUCUUGGAUUGCGGUCUUACACCUUGCUUAAGAUAGCAAAUUCUCUUGUGCUUUCUGCACUGCAGCACCAGCUGCUGCUUGGACUGUGGCGUGCAGAAGUGGAGUGGGGAAUGUGUGAAUUGCUUUGAAGGGGGCUGAAAAGCAACUGGAAAGAGGUUAUGCUUCAAAAGUAGGAGCUUCCCUCCUGGGAAACCUAGUGGGACCUGCUGAGCUGGGAGGCUGAACCAGUGUGAUGGAGCUGACCGCAGCACACGACAGUGUAAGUUUAAUUUGUCGUCUUAGGGUAAUGAGCAAAAAGGAUCCUCUUUGUAAGUCAUUACUAGCCUCUAUAGAAAUCUUUCUGUGCUGGAUUCAUAGCAGUAUCUUCUUUCCCGAGCUUGCUAUCUGCUCUGAUACUGAGUUAUGGUAUAUAUGGUUUAAGUAACUUUUUCUUAAAGGAAAAAUACCUCAGUUAUGAACAAAUUGUUGCGUUUUCUUUUUGGCAGUGUCUGCUUGCAGAACCUAUCCUGAAGAAGGUACCUUGCUUCAUUCAGGUUUCAUUACAAGCUAGUAGACAUAAAAUCAGAGAUUCAGAGCAGCAGGUAGCAGAACCGAUUUGUCUUAAGCAAAGAAAUACGACUACCAUGGUCAAGUUUAUCCCUAAUAAACACUUGUCCCGCCUUGCUUUUCUUGUCGUGAAGAAUUGUCGUCUUCAUGGCUUAGCUAAUACGUUUACCAAAACUUUUUGUGACCCGAAUUCAUGUGGCUCACACCUGUGUUUUCCACUUAGCGAUGCUUUCCUCCUUCGCUGCUGUCUCUGAAGGAAUGUGAUACAGAGAACUCGGCCUGUAUCCUCCAAUGCAAAUGAGUGAAUCAUGUGCCCUGUCUGCUCCGUUCGGCCUGGGGGCAGUUUGUAAAUUUAGAAAACAAGUUUAUUUGAGAACUUAUGUAAAUUUUUGUCAGAAUGAGAGCGUGAGGGGACAGAAGGGAAACCACCUUGCUGGAAACCCCCCAGAACAAAUUUUGACUAACCGUGUAGUGUAGUAAAACUGAAGUAUCUGGAGGUGUAUUUGAGUCCUUCAUUUUUAAACUUCUCUGCUUUUUAUGAGCUUAAACAUCCAAAAGCCCACCAGUCUUACACCUGGGAUAACACGCUGCUCAACAUGAGUACAUUGUAUGGGAAUGCCGAAUGCUUGACUUUUUUUUUUGGUGAUAUGCGUCUCUUAUUUUCCUGUAGAGCUUGAAAUCUAGUUGUCCUGCUUAUAUACAGAAUUGUGCUGGGAAAAAUAAUCAGAUCUAUUCAAGGGGUAGUUGGUAAAGAGCUGUCCUUGCAGUUUAGUGUGAACAUAUGUGUGUGACUCUGUAGUGUUUGUUGCCUGCCCCUUAAUAGGGAAAGCCACUAGGAAAAAGGAUUCAGGUGUGUCCAAGUCGGUACACAAAGCUUUGAUGUUGCAGAGGGAUGAAUAGAAAAAAUACUUGCUUGAAUUCAUCUGAGGUCUAUCCUAGGUAGACUAAUGGUGCCUCUGCCAUGUUCUGUCUGGGUUGAGGCAGGUACUAAAAUGAAGCGUGUAGAAGAGUAAGUGGCAGUCAACAGAAAGGAAAGGCCUUUAUGUAGGGGGUGAGCUUUAGAACAUCUAUGAAAGCAAUACUAGAAGUGCCCUCCUUGGAACAUUUUCACAUCUCUGCCGUGCUGAUGGUCCCCCUGAGGUUCAUAGAAUUGUUAAGGUUGGAAGAGAGCACUAAGAUCAUCUAGUCUAACUGCCAACCCAUCCUCAUCAUGCCCACUGACCCGUGUCCCUAAGUACCACAUCGACCCUUUUAUCAGACACAUUCAAGGAUGAUGACUCCACCGCUUCCCUUGGCAGCCUGUUCCAAUGCUGUACCGCCCUCUCUAAGAAGAGAUUAUUCCUGAUUGGAUGUAGGGGAAGUUUUUUUUACAGAGAGAGUGGUGAGGUGCAGGAACAGGCUGCCUGGAGAAGUUGUGGAGUCUCCAUCACUGGAGGUGUACAAGAUCAUGUUGGAUGGGGCCCUGGGCAACUUGGUCUAGUGUGAGAUCUAGAGGUUGGUGGCCCUGCCUUUGGCAGGGGAGUUGGAACUUGACAAUCCUUGGGGUCUCUUCCAACCCGAGCCAUUCUAUGAUUCUCAUAUCCAACUGAACCACCCUGGUACAACUUGAGGCUGUUUCCUCUCAUCCUGUUGCUAAUGAGGGUUAAGCAGUGCACUGGAGAAGGAUGUAAAAAGGAGGAUGGUAGGAUUUGGACUUCUCUUGGUGGUCUUAAGUUCUGCUGGUAUACAGGGAGUCCACCGCUAUAUUGGAUGUGUUUUGAUGUUAAGCCUUGUUUGCAUUACUCAUUUGCUAACUGCUGAAGCAGAACAGAAGUAGGAUGAAGCCUACCAUCACAGGCUUUAGAUGGUAGAACUAGAGGGGGACAGCUGUCUUGGUCUGCACUAUCACAGCAUCUCUUGCUAGGCUGGAAUCUGAAGCGCUGUGCUUUGAAUGAUGAAAUUCUGCAUCUGUAGUUUCCUGAGAAAGGCUCUUCACUGGGGAGAAUGGGUUUUGCCCCAGCAUCCAGCCCUUCAGAGAAAUAAUGGCUGAACAAAGCGCUGUUUCCUUUUAGUGGUGUUUGUCUGCUGCUGUAGUGGUACGUGAAGAACUAUUUUGGGACCUGCCUUAACAUCCUGUGUAUCUGAAUGCUGGGGGGGAAAACACGACGCCUUGCUUACCAGUGGUCUGCAUGGCUCCAGCACAUGCCCCUGGCUCCAAGGGAAGCAAGCCCCUGGGUGGUGAGGGGUGACCUGUGGAUGCAGCACUUAGUGCACAUGUUGGCUUGCUACAGCUGGCUCCAUCACAGAGGUGAUGCUGCUCAGUGUGGGGCUGCUGCCACCAUGCAUUUGCUUUCUUUACUGCUACCAUACAUGGCCAUACUGUAUAAAGUCUUGUUGACUGCUUGUGGUGGUGGCGGAGCAUGCAGCGCUGCAGCUGGAUGUUUACUUGCAGCUUCUUGAUGUGGUUCAUAAUAGAUGUGGCUUUUUGUAAUGUGAAAGUAGAUACUUGCACACGAGGCUGUACUUUGUGGCAUUGCGUGGUGCGAAGCAGACAUGAACAUGAGAAUGAGUCUGCUAACGCUCUGCUCUGGCACAGUGUGUUGCAGGAGGUGGUUAUUGCUCGGCCUCAGUUAUAACACCACCUGGCUGGGAGGUAGUUGGGCAAAGCAGCCCUUGCUGUUGAGAUCAUGCAUUCUCCAAAGGUCCAAAGGCAGUGAAGACGGUGUUAACACACAACUGCUUAGGCCCUCCAGCUCGAGAGUCACGUAAAAUAUUCAUCUAAACAUUGUUAGAGCCACAAAUGUGUGUGUUCCCGUUCCACGCAGUGUCUGUGUUAACACCAAGCAAGAAGUGAGCUCCCUCUGAGCCUGCAUUGUGGUUUGGGUGGCACCGAGAGUGGCGCUGCCCUGCAGGUGCAGAGACCGAGGGGAAGAGACACUGUGGUGGUUUUAGUAUAAGCAAAUGUUUUGCUCAUAAAUAGGCUUGUUUUUAGAUGGAAAUCAAUGCCUGCAUAAAUACGUGGACUGAAUACAGGAGACAAAAGCUUUUUGAACGUAAAAUUUGAGGACAUGAGCGUGUUUCCAUUCAGCAUUCUGUAACUAUAAAAUCUGAAGUUUCUGUGGCCAAAGCUCUGCUGCUCACUGGAGCUUCAGGAUCUCUUCCUUUUCCCUCCAGACCAACUACCAAGCUGCACUGAGCAAGGCAGCAGCUGUGACCACCAAAACUUGCUCACACAUCAGGAGUAGCGACUGUAAAAUUGCUUGGUAACUCUGGUUCCUGGAAUUGGUGUCUGUUCACACUUACCCAUAAGAAAGCCUUGUUGUUCGCACUGUACUUUCCCUGUGGGAGUGGUGCUGUUUGCUGGGGGCUGUGGUGGCUGGGCAGUAAGCACCAUCCCUGGGAAAGCACAGAAAACACUUGCUUGUAUGUAAAGUGUAAAUGUCACCCUGCACAUAACGCUGGUUAAAAGUGAAUUUGCUGAUUCUGAGCAAGCUUGUGUCAGCGUGGUAUGGACUGAAGUGUAGCACAGGUGUGUGACAUCAAAAGAAGGUAAAUGCAGGGGCUGGAGCUAUUGCAGGAGGCUGUGCUCAGCUGGACUUGUGGGAUUGACACCAGAUGUGGAACAGCAGCUUCCCAUAUUUCACAACUAUCAGUCUGGUUUUUUUUAUUUUUACUUUUUUUUUUUUCCUUCGGAGCAUUGAGGAUAAAAUUUCCCACAUUACCUCCUGUGUUCCUUCCCUCUGUCCCGCAGCCUAGCACUGAUGAGAAAAGCAGUCUGAAUGGUGCUGUCAGAUGUGCAGGAGUCUCCUUUGAUCUGCAAGUCUGCUACUGAUGAUAGUAAGAGGAAUAAGUCUUCACAGUCAUUACGGGACUUUUUCCAGGGGCAUUAAGAGAUUUAGCUUCAAUGCGAGCACUGGUUAGGCUGGAAAGAAAAGCACUGUGCUGCAGUGGUGUCUGGAAAGUGCUUGCUAUUUUUCAAAGCCAUUUGUCCAGCUGAAGCUUUCUUUCAGUUGCAGAAGUCCAAGCUGUGGGUUCAUUUAAUGCUGCAUGUUAGAUUUACAGUCUUUUUGUUUUAUGGAAACUUGGUGCUUCCAAAAGUAGUGGUGUUAGCUGGAGCUGCUGCUUAUGAAGCGGCACUGUCUGCAUCUGUGGGAACUGCCUCUGUUUAAUGGACGUGUGCUUUUCCACAGGCAUUGUGCCUCAGCGUGAUUUCAGGUUAAUCUCUCUGAAAUCUAUGCCAGAUACCUCUCUACCGAGCAGGGAUAGAAUUGCUCCAUCAUACAGAGUUGCGUGUUCAGUGAUGCUGUGGCUAUCACAUUGCUCUGCCCUGUUUGGCUGACAAUGGCCAGGUCCAGUCUUUCCCCCUGUGUCAGAACCUGAUCGCUCAAGUGCCGUGUCCAGGUUGGCAGACCAAACAAAGGGACACUUGUGUGCUGGGAGCCAGAACCGUGCUGUCGCUGCUGCUAAGAGGCUUUCUGCUCCUCUUCUACCUGGCCAAGUCACCUCCUUUUCACAGUCGGUAGGUUAACCUGACACCUUGCCUUAGGGACAAGGUAGAAAAUGCUCCUAAGUCUUGUUUGGCUCUAAAUCCCGAGCUAAGGGGAUAAAUACUUCUCGUUCUUCUAUCUGGGUUAAGAAAACAGCACUGCAGCGUCAGUCCCUCGAAAAAACAUCUUGUGGAUGUUAAGGUUAUGGAGCUUAGUGCUGGGCUUGGGAGUGAGGUGUGUGGAUGCUGUGCUCUCUUCUCAUUCCUGCUCGCUUUAGGAGCCUGCCAGAUAAUAUUUGUUGCCCAGGGUAAAUCUUCUUUCUGUCUGAGGCACAUUUUCAUCUUGAACUGCAGAACGAUGACUGAUAGGGAUGUGCUGGAAUAGCAGUUCGGGGGAUGUUGGCGGUGCCGCAGCGUGGGGUUUGUAUGUGUUGAGGCACUGGGUCUCAUCUGGUGCUGCUUUCGAGCUGUGUCUGCUGUGCUGUGAAGGAAACUUAAAGAGCCUCGUUAAAAGUGUGCAUUUAGUACAUUAUCACUAUGGUAGCUUUUCAGUACGGGCUUUCUGUCUACCAGCUUGGCACCUGCCGGCUAUUCAGAUACCCUUUUUGUAAGGGCAAGCUGUCUCAGAUGUUUUCAUCUGAACUGAUUUUGCUACGUGCACUACAGUGGUAAAACAUACAUUAUUCAGCUUUGGAUAUUGGCACACCUAGAGGAUUAACACACUUACAAGGACUUGAUGACUUCAUAGGUAGACAACCACUUCUAUCAUUGGCAUUUAAGAUUUUUCGGGACUCGAAGUUAACUGCUAUGUGGGUUUUAGCUGGCUGAGAAUUUGGGAGGAAAGCUGAUAAUUACUGCCCUCGCUAAUGAAAAUGGAUGGCUAAAUAACACAGCUGCCUCUUCAGCGUUUUUGGCACUUCGGUUAUGACACUUUCAAAACUUAAAGAUUACAGUAAUUGUCUGUAGUCUCUGAAAUGAGUCUAGACAGUCUUGUCUCAGGCCAAAAGCUUGGAGUUAAAUAAAUACAUGACUUGGGCACAUAAAGCCAUCAGAAUCAUGCUUGUCUGACACAAUAGCUCUUAGUAGAUAUAAGUACUAUUUUAUAGCUCUUCCUAAAUAAUUAGCUUCUAAUGAUCAGCUAAUAAAUUUUGGAAAAUAAAGUACUCCGUGGCUCGCUAAUGAAGCGGAACGUUUUCACGUUGGAUGUUGUCCAAGCUGGUGUUCAAGAAUUCCAUGGGGCUUACUGUGGUAAUAGGGGAAAAAAAAAAAAGGGAUGGAACCUAAUGCAUUGCUAUCUCUGACUGCAAUGACCUCAUAGAGUAAGUGAGGUGUGGUAUGGGCUCGGAAAAUCAUCUUCGCUUUUAAUUACAUGCAUCCUAAUGAUUCUUCACCAUUUUUUUUCUUUUAUUAAUGGAUCAAAUGGCGUAUAGUGAAAACUGCUGGGAGCUUUCAUUCUUUUGGUUCAGCCCAUUUGGCAGGUUUUACUCGCUUAUUUGGGCUAGAAGACGUGCAUUAAGGUAAUACUGUGGGUCCAGAUGUCCAUAGCUGAGGCCAGGCAAUCCAAGAAGUCUAGUUAACAAGCUAUUUGCUUGCUGCUUGAAUAGAUAAUAACAGUUCUGAUUUGAGGUGAACGCUUGGACUCUCCUCCAGGGUUUAUCUUUGCAUGGAGUCAAAGUUUUCAAUCUGUACUUGAGCACUUUCUCUGCAUCCUUCAAGGGACUGUAAAGUGGCUUCAUAAGACUGUGAAUGCCCUAAACGUAGCUUUGUAGCCUCUAAUCUGAGGUCUCUUGCUGACUGUUUUAAUUAGGUCUCCGUUACUGAAGUGAUGAGCUGUAUUAAUUGAUUCUAAACCUUACCUCAUUACGGUACUUAAAUUUAUAAGUCAAAACCUCUUGUUACACAGUUGUUCUAAUGGUGUUAUAUAUGAUCCAGGUAAGCUCCAGCCCCCAUCCCUCAGGGGGACUUCACUGAGAAACUUUUCUUUUUUCCACCUACAGCUGUAUUCCCAUAAUCUGACUUUGGGAAAGGUGUAUAACCAGAUUGUAAGUGCAAAAAGGUGUGGGCUUCUUGAGGUGGAAACUCAGGUGAUCCUAAGGAGUUUGUGUGCGUUAUGUCUGAGCCUAAUAAAGUCUUAGAGAUGAGAAGAUAGGAUGCACAGAAUACUUAAAUGUUCCUCGAGUUGCAAAUGGUUCUUGCAUAUAUCUGUUGUGAGGCAAAAAUGAAAUCGAGACUCAUCUGUGCUUGCAGGAUAGAGCAUGUUUUAUAAUCAGACUUGUUUAGACUUGAGAAAUUGCAUUGCCUCCUUCAAAGAACAUUGCUGGCGCUUACUGCCAUUAAAGGGCAUUAAUUCAAGGCUAUACAAAGAAGUCUUAAAAGACAGGCAACGUGAACUUUUCUCUGAUCCUCAGGGCUGUAUUGCCAUAAGCAGCCAGAGUCCAGAGUUUAAGGUCUGUGUAGCUUACAGCAUGUCUGGGAGGGCACUUGGCACUCGGUAGGAGAGCUGUAAACCAGAGGCAAGCACUUGCAGGCCGCAUAGCUUCCACUGCUGAGCUGUGUGCAGUGUGGGGAGCUGUCAGCCAGCAAUGGGAGAAACGUAAGCACAGCACAGGUUUGGAUUGAGUUUAAAUCUGAAGGCUGUAUUAAAAAAAUAUAUUUUUUUUGAAGUUUUUUUUUAAGAUGUUCACAUGCAGUUCUUAACCGAGCCAAAAGCUGCUCCUUUCUGUGACAAAACACGUGAACUAUAAACCCUUUCAUCGGCAUUGAUGUUACAUGCAUGUAACCACCAUCCACCCUGUCCAUAACUCAAGUGCUGAGGGUGCAUUAACACUUCACAAGAGUUCUCCUGACAGUUUAUUUAAGCCUGGCAGGAAGUUAGCGAGCAGGUGUGCCACCCUUGUCAAUAAAGCAUUUGCCAUGCUUAUUCUGUGAGCCUCUGCGAUAGGAGCACACACUCACAGUUUGUCAGGCUGCCUGGGUUAUGUGUCAGAUGCCUCUUCUCUGAGACAAUAUGCCACUUCUUCAUGGAUCCUCAGUCCUAUUUUGUUACGGAUUAUGACCCUACAAUCGAAGACUCCUACACCAAACAGUGUGUGAUAGAUGAAAGGGCUGCGCGCUUGGACAUUCUGGAUACAGCGGGACAAGAAGAAUUUGGAGCCAUGCGUGAACAGUACAUGAGGACAGGGGAGGGUUUUCUGCUCGUUUUCUCAGUCACUGACAGAGGAAGUUUUGAAGAAAUCUAUAAGUUUCAACGACAGAUUCUUAGAGUGAAAGAUCGUGAUGAGUUUCCUAUGAUUCUAGUUGGUAAUAAAGCAGAUCUGGACCACCAAAGACAGGUGACACAAGAGGAAGGUCAGCAGCUAGCACGACAACUUAAAGUAACUUACAUGGAAGCCUCAGCAAAGAUCAGAUUGAAUGUAGACCAAGCUUUUCAUGAACUUGUCAGAGUUAUAAGGAAAUUUCAAGAACAAGAGUGCCCUCCUUCACCAGAGCCGACACGGAAAGAGAAAGACAAAAAAGGCUGCCAUUGUGUAAUUUUCUGAGAAUCCCAAGAGCCAAGCUAUCAACUGCCAGAUUAUUAUAUUUUUCUUUCCAUCAUUUUACAUCACUUCUGGUAUUGGUCUAGCCUUAUAUGUGCAUGUCCUAAAAGUGGUCACCAGAAUAGCCUUAGUCCAAGAAGCUGGCAGAAUAGUUCUUGAAGACUCGGUCAUCCUGGGGCAGACUUCACAACAAAACACUAAGGCUGCUUCUUUAAUACCACAGUUCCUUCCUUCUCUCCCUUUAAGAGCUUGCACCUUGUGGAGUUUUAUUCGCAAAGGAGAUGAAACAAAACCGUGUAGGACAAGGUGUUGAAGUCAUGCAUAAGUUGUCUCUUGUGAAUUAAUUUAUUUUUACUUCUGAUGUUUCGUUAGCUAUUACAAAGACCUAUAUUGAAGUACAGAGAAUACUUUUAAAAAAUAUGGGUGGAUUGGCUUUUUUGCCCUCAGUUAAAUUAGACUUGAGUAUUCAGCUAGCCUUAAGAAACCUACACUGAAUUUCAUUGUCAGCAAAAAUUUUCAUCUCUUAUUUAUGCUGCAGUUUCGUUUCAGUGGCCAAAACAAUCUACUGUAUUUAUUUUCUGAAUCCAGAACAGCUACGGGAGGAUUACUGCUACUAUUAGAGUAUGGCCAAAUACCUGAGCUCAUUCUGGAUUGAGGCAUUUCAGCUUCUUACGAAAUUUCACAUCAUUGUUUGGGGGGGAGGGGGGGAAAGAAAAUAAUUGUCUUCCUUUGUAUUUCUGGGUAAGGGAUUAAGGAAAACUAAAAUUGUAGCUGUUUUUGUUUCAUGUGAUAUAAAAAUGAAUUUGAUCUUUCCAUUGUCAGAGAUGAUUAAAUGUUUUUGCUAUAUACUUUUAUACAUUAUUUUCUUAUCAAACUAGUUAACAAGUAUUUUUAUAUGUUUGUAAGCAAAUAUGCUUUCACAGCAUAACUUGUGUAUAUGUAAAGAUGAGUAUUUAAUUCUCACAGUUCACUUUUAACUGACAAAAUGUGGGAUUUGCCAAACUGUGGUAAACUUCUCCUUACUCUCCUGGUUAUACCCAAGAACGGCCAAUUAUGUGCCUGCCCAACACACCCAUAGAGUAAAAUCUAGUGUUGUGUUUUAAUCGAUUUCAGUACCCUUUACUAAAGACUGACCAUUACGUGAAUUAUUAAACUGUAAGACUUUUAACUGAUUGUUUAGUUAAACCGUGGAUGGUUGUUUAAUUUUCAGUUCUGUGGAUUGUGUUUAAACAAUUCAAGAGUAUGUUCCCUGAUAUUGAAAUACUGAGUGGUAUUGCACAGUUGUCACCUUACUGAAUGUGUCCAACAGUUCUUUGAAACUUGAUUAUUAAGCAAACCCUUGUAUAACUUCAGGUGCUAGAAUUAAAGAUGAUCUAACCAUUA